AACGAGCUUCCGCUUCCGGUUCCAAGGCUGAAUUGGCUGUGAGCCGAGGCUCUGGUGGCUCCGGUGUACCUGCCGGGCCUUGCCUGAGAUGGAAAGCCGGAUUCCUUAUGAUGACUAUCCAGUGGUUUUUCUGCCUGCCUAUGAGAAUCCCCCAGCAUGGAUUCCUCCUCAUGAGAGAGUAUACCACCCAGACUACAACAAUGAGUUGACCCAGUUUCUACCCCGAAUCGUCACACUGAAGAAGCCUCCUGGUGCUCAGUUGGGAUUUAACAUCCGAGGAGGAAAGGCCUCCCAGCUAGGCAUCUUCAUCUCCAAGGUGAUUCCUGACUCUGAUGCACAUCGAGCAGGACUUCAAGAAGGGGACCAAGUUCUAGCUGUGAAUGAUGUGGACUUCCAAGAUAUUGAGCACAGCAAGGUUUUAUCUGUUUAUUCAGACAAUCUGCUGUGUUCCCUCCAGGCUGUUGAGAUCCUGAAGACAGCCCGUGAAAUCAGCAUGCGUGUGCGCUUCUUUCCCUACAAUUAUCAUCGCCAAAAAGAGAGGACUGUGCACUAGAGAGUUGCAGCCCAUGGCCCUCCAAGUGGAAUCUGCCAGGAACAAGCUAGCCAGGCCCCAGGGAAGCCACUUGGGAAAUUUUCAGCCCCUCCUUGGCAUAAUGGGUGGAGAAGAUGGGAAGACAGCCAACUGCAUUACCCAAAUUGUACUAUACUUUGAGUCUUUGAGUUUCCUAGUUUUCUAGGUGGGCUUCAUUAUCUGAAAGAAGGAUGAUGAUGUCUAGAGAUAGCCUAUUCUGGAGGGAACCCAGCAAGAAAAGGAAACUGACAUUUAUUGGAUGUAUAAUACACUUAGACACUGUUUUUGCCCCUUCUUCCUCCUGUCCAAAAAAGUAAAACACAAUACUUGAAUAAAUGUUGUGACUUGAAUGAUAUCAAUUAGAUGUAAAAUGCUAUUGAGGCAAGAAAAAAACUGUUCCAAAGAGAGGAGCCACUGGAAUAAACAGCCAGUUCUAUACUUCCUUCACAACUGUCUAUGCCUGGUCAGAUCAUUAGAGAGGCCCAGGAACCUUAGCCACAGUAUGACCAAGGAAUGGCCUAGGGUGAAGGAUACUGAGAG
Molecule: messenger RNA, 1111 nt
Organism: Castor canadensis (American beaver)
Lineage: Eukaryota; Metazoa; Chordata; Mammalia; Rodentia; Castoridae
Source: RefSeq, a predicted model, not a curated record